Molecule: messenger RNA, 2650 nt
Organism: Poecile atricapillus (Black-capped chickadee)
Lineage: Eukaryota; Metazoa; Chordata; Aves; Passeriformes; Paridae
Gene: ACTR5
Product: actin related protein 5
Exons: 9
Coding region: 39-1865 (608 amino acids)
Biological process (GO): regulation of DNA-templated transcription
Cellular component (GO): Ino80 complex; cytoplasm
Source: RefSeq, a predicted model, not a curated record
AGUUCCCGGCCGGGGGAGGGCGGUGAGGCGCGCCCGCCAUGGCGGCGCCCGCGCGGGUGUUCGCGUUCCGGGACGUGCGCUGGGCCCCGGACCCGGUGCUGGCUCCGAGCGCGGCCGUGCGGAGCCCGCAGCCGGUGCCGCUGGUCAUCGACAACGGCUCCUUCCAGACGAGGGCGGGAUGGGCCUGCCCCGACCCCGCCGUCCCCGCCGAGCCGCUGCUGCGGUUCCGCUCGCUGGCGGCGCGGAGCCGCGGGGCCCGCGGCGGGGCCGGCGCAGAGACCCAGGUGGGGAAUGACCUGGGCAGCCCCGAGCCCCUGCGCUGGCUGCUGCGAUCGCCCUUCGACCGCAACGUGCCCGUCCAGCUGGAGCUGCAGGAGCUGCUCCUCGACCACGUCUUCCAGCGCCUCGGCGUCUCCUCGCAGGGCUGUGUGGAUCACCCAAUUGUUCUGACAGAAGCAGUUUGCAAUCCUCUGUACUCAAGGCAAAUGAUGUCUGAGCUCCUCUUCGAGUGCUACCAAGUGCCAAAAGUGUCCUAUGGCGUGGACAGCCUGUACAGCUUUUAUCACAACAGAAGGCAGAACUGGCCCUGCAGUGGCUUGGUGAUAUCCUCAGGGUACCAGUGCACACACAUUCUGCCAGUCUUAGAGGGCAGGCUGGAUGCCAAGAACUGCAAGCGCAUUAACCUGGGGGGGUGCCAGGCUGCCGUGUACCUGCAGCGGCUGCUGCAGCUGAAAUACCCCGGCCAUUUCGCAGCCAUCACGCUGAGCCGCAUGGAGGAGAUCCUGCACGAGCACAGCUACAUCGCCCAGGACUACAUAGAAGAGCUGCAGAAGUGGCGGUGCCCAGAGUACUACGAGAACAAUGUGCACAAGAUGCAGCUGCCUUUCUCCAACAAGCUGCUGGGCAGCACCGUGGCAUCCGAGGAGAAGCAGGAGAAGAGGCAGCAGCAAUUGCGGCGGCUUCAGGAGCUCAACGCGCGGCGUCGGGAGGAAAAGCUGCAGCUGGACCAGGAGAGGCUGGACAGGCUGCUGUAUGUGCAGGAACUUUUAGAAGAUGGUCAGAUGGAUCAGUUCCACAAAGCUUUGGUGGAGCUGAACAUGGACUCUGCAGAAGAACUUCAGUCUUACAUCAACAAAUUGAGUCUGUCUGUUGAACAAACGAAGCAGAAAAUCCUACAGUCAGAAGUCAGCAUUGAAGUAGAUGUAGUGGACAGCAAGCCAGAGACUCCUGACUUGGAUCCACUGGGCAGUGAACAGUCCCUGGAGGAUGUGGAGAGUAUUAAUGAGUUUGAACCUUUAUUUGCUGAGGAGCAGCCUGAAGUUGAGAAGCCUGUUGCUGCAGUGCAGCCUGUGUUUAACCUGGCAGAGUACCACCAGCUUUUCCUUGGCACUGAAAGAAUCAGGGCUCCAGAGAUUGUCUUCCAGCCCUCCCUGAUAGGAGAGGACCAGGCUGGUAUAGCAGAAACCAUGCAAUAUGUCCUUGAAAGAUAUUCAAAGGAACAACAGGCUGUCCUUGUCCAGAAUGUUUUCCUCACUGGUGGAAAUACAAUGUACCCUGGACUGAAAGCCAGAAUCCAGAAGGAGCUGCUGGAAAUGAGGCCAUUCCAGUCAUCCUUUCAGGUUCACCUUGCUUCCAGCCCCAUCUUGGAUGCCUGGUACGGGGCUAGGGACUGGGCAGUGGAAUACAUGAGCCGUGAGGAGGGCUGGAUAAGCAGGAAGGACUAUGAGGAGAAAGGAGGGGAAUACCUCAAGGAACACUGUGCUUCCAAUGUCUACGUUCCCAUCCGCCUUCCCAAGCAGGCCCCGCGGGCAGCAGAGGCUCCCAGCAAAGCCUCGGGCACAGGGAACCCCAGUGAGCAGGCAUAGCCCUGUCCUUGGCACCCCCAGCGCUGCAGGGCAGAGUUCCUGAGUGCAGCAGGGCAGAGUUCCUGAGUGCAGCAGGGAAAAGUUCCUGAGUGCAGCAGGGCAGAGUUCCUGAGUGCAGCAGGGCAGAGUUCCUGAGUGCAGCAGGGAAAAGUUCCUGAGUGCAGCAGGGCAGAGCCUCGCUGGCUGCUGGAGCACCGAGAUCCCAUCCAGGUCCUUGGACACACUGGCACGGCUGGAGCAGCUCAGUGCUGCUCACACACAGCAGCUCGUGGAGAGGAAAAGUUGCUUCUUCACGACUGGCAUAGUAAUGCUCAGGGGUUUUGGAGAGUGUACGUUUUACAGCUUUUUAAAAUGUAAUAAAAUGGCCUGUUUUUAUAUGGUUUUUUAUUGCAGCAGGGCUGUAGCAAGCCGGGCAGCCCAGCAGGUGUCCCCCUUGCCCGUCUCACAAUCGUCUGUCGGGACAUGUCGGGCAGGUCGUGCUGCAGGGCACGGGGGGCUGAGCUUAGCCCGCCUCCCGAGGCCUCCUGUUCAUCUCCUUCCUGCUAAACCACCUCCAGAUAACCAGUGGGUACUUCUUGUCUCCACCGAUGUCAGAUACCGGUGUUGUGGUUGAAACUGGAGAGCUGGGCACACAAAGACAUAGCCCUACAUAAAGCACCGUCCAGAGGCACUGCCAAGCCUUGUGCUGCCCUUGAGUGGUUCUGCAGGCUGAGCAGGGCAGCUCUCUGAUGGGACUUCUUGAUCAAAAGUUGUCAUAGCAAUAAAGCAAAGCUUUUUUGCUUUAC